Messenger RNA from Aphidius gifuensis, 3141 nucleotides. RefSeq lists its product as uncharacterized. Gene Ontology annotation, molecular function: monooxygenase activity; oxidoreductase activity, acting on paired donors, with incorporation or reduction of molecular oxygen; heme binding. Bases 51 to 3110 code for a protein of 1019 amino acids. The transcript is spliced from 9 exons. NCBI's taxonomy places the organism in Eukaryota, Metazoa, Arthropoda, Insecta, Hymenoptera, Braconidae. The record is from RefSeq and is a predicted model, not a curated record.
AAAAUGAUAACGGUUGAUUGAAGUUGUUGAUGAUAAAUUAAGUGACUAAAAUGGUAUUUGUAACAGUGGAAUUAUUAAUUGUUACCAUAUCACUGUUAUCAAUAAUUUACUACUACAAGUGGUUAACAUGUUACUUUGAUUUUUGGAAAAUACGUAAUGUAAAUGGACCAAAGCCAAUACCACUACUUGGUAAUGUACUUGAUCUUGUGACAUUUAAAUAUUCAAUUGGUUGUUUUCUUCGUAAAAUUUAUAACGAAUAUAAUAAUGAAAAAAUAGUUGGUUUAUUUGUAAAUCGUCGACCAGCAUUAAUGAUAAAUGACAUGGAUUUAAUUAAAUCAAUAUUAAUAAAAGAUUUUUCAAGUUUCAUGGAUCGUGGAUAUGGUACACAUGAAAAGACCGAUCCAUUGACAAUGCAUUUAUUUAAUUUAGAGCCAGCAAGGUGGCGACCAUUAAGAGCUAAAUUAACACCAGCAUUUACAUCGGGAAAAUUACGUGAAAUGUUUUAUUUAUUAAUCGAGUGUUCUGAUCAACUUGAUGAUUAUUUAAAUAAAUAUAAUGGCAAAAUUGUUGAUAUGCGUGAAAUAUCUGGUAAAUUUACACUUGAUGUGAUUGGUGUAUGUGCAUUUGGUCUACAAGCAAAUGCUCUUGAUGAUACUGAUAGUUCAUUCAAUACAAUGGCUAAAAGAAUAUUUGAUCCAAAUUGGAAAAAUUUAUUAAAAUUUGGAUUACGAUGUUUUUCAUCACCUUAUUUAUAUAAUAUAAUUGGUACUCUAUUAACGGACUAUGAGUUGUUUAAUUUUUUUAUAAAUCUUACUAAAAAUACAAUUGAUUAUAGAAUUAAAAAUAAUGUUACAAAACAUGAUUUUGUUGAUCAAUUGAAAAUGCUCAAGGAGGAUCCAAGUAAGCUAGGAGAUAUUGAAGUAACAGAUAGCUUUCUUGCUGCUCAAUUAUUUAUAUUUUUUUUGGCUGGCUAUGAAUCAUCAUCUUCAACAAUAAGUAAUUGUCUUCUCGAACUUGCUAUGAAUCAUAAAAUUCAAGAAAAAUUACGCAAUGAAAUAAAUAAUGAACUUGAAAAAUCAAAUGGAAAAAUAACUUAUCAAGGAAUUAAAAAUAUGUUUUAUUUGGAUAAAAUAUUUAAAGAGACAAUUAGAAAAUAUCCACCAUUAACACAAAUAAUGAGAGUGUCAACAACGUCAUAUACAUUUCCAGAUACAAAUAUAUCUAUACCAGAAAAUACAGUGAUAUGGAUACCAGUAUAUGCAAUACAUCAUGAUCCAAAAUAUUAUCCAGAUCCAGAUAAAUUUGAUCCAGAAAGAUUUAGUGAUAAAGUUAUUAGAAGUCGUCAUCCAAUGUCUUUCCUCGGCUUUGGUGACGGACAACGUAAUUGCAUUGGUGCAAGGUUUGGAACAAUGCAGACAAAAGUUGGAAUUGUAAAAAUACUUGAAAAAUACACUGUUGAUAUUUGUGAUAAAACUGAUAAAAAUUUCAAGAUUGAUCCGCGUGGUUUUUUAUUAACUCCGGAGAAUGGAAUUUAUUUAAAAAUAAUAAAAAACGUCAUUGUUUUUUUUUCACUCAUUAAAUUACGUGUCAAAUUGUUAAAUCACUUGGUACUAAUAAUGAUACUGGAAAUAAUUGCUGGUCUAUUUGUCUUGAUGCUAAUUAUUUACAAAUGGUCGAUUUCAAGUUUUACAUUUUGGAGUGAUCGUGGUGUAACAGGACCAGCACCAACAGCACUUGUUGGAAAUCUUGGUGAUGUAAUACGUGGAAAACAAUCAAUUGGUGAUUGUUUAAAAAAAUAUUAUGAUGAUAAUAGUGAUUUACCAUGUGUUGGAUUAUUCUUUAGACGUGAACCAGUAUUAUUAAUAAGAAGUUUAGAUCUAGUUAAAGAUGUUCUUAUAAGUGAUUUUUCAAAAUUUUCUGAUAGAGCACUAAAAACAUAUGAAAAAGCUGAUCCAUUAUCACAAAAUUUAUUAGCACUUGAAACAAAACGAUGGCGUCCACUUAGACAUAAAUUAUCACCGGUGUUUACAUCUGGAAAAUUAAAAGAUAUGUUUUAUCUAUUAUUAAAUUGUGGUGAUAUGUUACAAAAAUAUAUGGACAAUGUUAUUGAUAAAAAUAAUAUUAUUGAAGCACGUGAUUUAACAGCAAGAUAUACAACUGAUGUCAUUGGCACAUGUGCUUUUGGAUUAGAUAUGAAAGCAAUGGAAUGUGAAAAUGAUAGUGAAUUUCGUCAAAUGGGUAAAGAAGUAUUUAAAUUUACUUGGAAAAAAAUUUUUCUAUUUCAAAUGAGAGAAAUCAUUCCAUCAGUCUAUGAAUUUUUAGCACCAAUUGUUAAAAAUCAUGGUAUUACAAAUUUUUUUAUUAAAAUAAUGAAUGAUACAAUGACUUAUAGACGUGAAAAUAAAAUAUAUCGACAUGAUUUUUUGGAUUAUCUUAUGGAAAUUAAAGAUAAUCCUGAAAAAUUGCCUGAGAUUAAAUUAACUGAUGAAUUGUUAGCUUCACAAUUAUUUAUAUUUUUUUCUGCUGGGUUCGAAACAUCGUCUUCAACAAUGGCAAAUAUGCUUUAUGAACUUGCCCAGCAUCAUGAUUAUCAAGAUAAACUUAGAGAAGAAAUACGAGAUACUUUGUCUGCCAAUGGAAAAUUAACAUAUGAUUCAGUGAAAAAUAUGAAAUUUUUAGACAUGAUAUUUAAAGAGACACUGAGAAAGUAUCCAAUAGGAACCAUGCUCAGUCGAAAAUCUACAUCUGAAUAUACAUUUUCUGGAACAAAUAUAAAAAUUCCAAAAAACACAGCUAUCGUUAUUGCAACUCAAGGGAUUCAUUUCGAUCCAAAAUUAUAUAAAAAUCCAGAAAUAUUUAAUCCGUAUAAUUUUACUGAUGAGGCAAUUAAAUCAAGGCAUCCAAUGAGUUUUCAAGCUUUUGGAGAUGGUCCAAGGAAUUGCGUUGGUGCACGAUUUGCCUAUCAACAAUCAAAAGUUGGAAUCAUCAAAAUGCUAGAAAAAUAUUAUGUAGAUGUUUGUGAAAAAACAGAAAUUCCAUACAAGGUCAAUCCAAAAGGUUUUCUACUUGCUCCACUAAAUGGAAUUUAUCUUAAAUUUACAAAGAUUUAAAAAAUAAAUUAAAAACAAUUUUCCCUUUUCU